This is a messenger RNA of Talaromyces marneffei, 618 nucleotides long. RefSeq lists its product as uncharacterized. NCBI's taxonomy places the organism in Eukaryota, Fungi, Ascomycota, Eurotiomycetes, Eurotiales, Trichocomaceae. The transcript is spliced from 2 exons. Gene Ontology annotation, molecular function: rRNA primary transcript binding. The coding region runs from base 1 to 618 and encodes 205 amino acids. Gene Ontology annotation, cellular component: ribonuclease MRP complex. The record is from RefSeq and is a predicted model, not a curated record. Gene Ontology annotation, biological process: maturation of 5.8S rRNA from tricistronic rRNA transcript (SSU-rRNA, 5.8S rRNA, LSU-rRNA); nuclear-transcribed mRNA catabolic process, RNase MRP-dependent.
AUGGACCAAUCUCUCCUGGAAACAUUAUUUUCCACUGUACAUCUCAUAUACCACCGCAAUAAAAACCAACACGGUGGAACCGCGUGGUGGAAAUGGUUAUCGAUUCUUCGCCGAUGUCUAGUCAAGCUGGUUGACGGUGCUGGGAAUGAGAAGAAAUGUAUGAAUAUCUCGAGAUAUGUACAUACUCGUGUGAUCCCAAGGGCUUAUAUCGCUUUCUCGACUGUCGUCGCUGAUGGUCAAUUUUCUACGCUGGGGACAGUUCUUGUGGCGGCGCUCGCACAGACGAAGAGAGUUAUCUUGCCGUUACCAUUGCGCCUGCGACGAGAUCUUUCCGUGAAACAGAAGAAAGCACUGUCAUUGCCAGCACAGACACAUACUAAUGACAUGGAGAGCGAUUUUGGCGUCCCCAUACGUCGGGCUGUGGAGCCUUCGAAAGAAAAAGAAGUCGUAUCUAUGCCAAAUAUCAGCGAGAAGAAAUCUUCAAAACGCUCUAGCGAUGCUGAAGAUGUGGCAACACCACCUCCUGCAAAGGACGCAACGACUAAAGUCAAGAAGUCUAAAUCUAAGAAAAAGAAGUCCGGUAAUGCCAUUGAUGACAUUUUUGGUGCGCUGAAAUGA